AGGAGGAAAGCAGAUGCAGCUGGUGGAGCUCUUUGGAGGCGUGGGGGCAGGACUAGCUGCUUCCAUGGAGGCAGGACUACAAGUGAGCUGAUGGAUCUACGUCGAGAUCGACCCAGAUGUACGGCGGAUGGCCUGGCAUCAUGCGCAGGAGCUGGUCAAGCGGUACCCAGGGCAGCUAUCCGAGGCAGUGAUUUGGAAGACCCAGGAAGACAAUUACUGGGACGUGGGCUGCUGACAAAAGAGACGGUGGAAGGAUGGGGAGCGGUGGACCUGCUAGUAGCAGGAUGGGAAUGCCAAGGAGGCAGGACUACAAGUGAGCUGAUGGAUCUACGGCGAGAUCGACCCAGAUGUACAGCGGAUGGCCUGGCAUCAUGCGCAGGAGCUGGUCAAGCGGUACCCAGGGCAGCUAUCCGAGGCAGUGAUUUGGAAGACCCAGGAAGACAAUUACUGGGACGUGGGCUGCUGACAAAAGAGACGGUGGAAGGAUGGGGAGCGGUGGACCUGCUAGUAGCAGGAUGGGAAUGCCAAGGAACGUCCCGUGCAGGGAAAGGAGGUGGCAUGGAUGAUAAGAGGACGUCGCAGCUGGAAGAGUUGAUGACGAUCAUGAGAUGGAUGCGAACCAGGGGAGACAACUAUGCGUACAUAGUCGAGCACGUGGACAUGGUGGGGGACCCCAGGGAGCCAAUUCGAUGAGUACAAGAGAUAGUGACACAAGCCUUGGGAGAUGGAGUAAGUUGGGAUGCUGCGCUGACGGGAUCACGAGCUCACUGCGUUUGACGAUUCUGGCAGAACGUGGUGCCCAAUGGCGUUCUCAGGAGGAAGCUGAGAGAGACAACGAGGGAGGACUCUCGUUUGGUGGAGGACAUCCUGGAUAUAGGGCGAAAGGCAGCUCUGGUGGAGAAAUGAGAUCACCCGAGGCAGCAUCAAUGUAAUCGAGUGGGAGAGGCGAGAUGGGCCUGGCCGACCCUAGUAGCCUACGAGGGGGCACGGGGAUUUAGAAUGGAGGAGGAGACGCCGGGGCCAGGUAUGGUGUUCGACCAUGCCAAAGGAUGGUGGGAAGAGCCAACGGCACCAGAAAGAGAACAAGCGAUGGGGUUUGUGCGGGGGGCAACCGCAGCCAAAGAAGUAGGGGAGAUGAUGGAUUGGGAGAGACGCAGCAGCAAGAGCAGCGGGACUCGGCAGAGGGCCUACAUGGCGGCGGCUUCAGCAGCAUGGUAAAAGCCAGAGGUGGGAGAGAGAGAAUGGAGUAUGGCUUCAGACCUGUUAGCGGAGGCGAAGGAAGCCAUAAAGCAAAUGCUGCAGGACCACAAGAAAACUUUCGCCUACAGCAUACGGGACCUGGACAGAUGCAAUCUACGUCAACUCGAGCUCAACCUCACGACAGAAGUGCCCAUAUAUCAGUGCCGUAGGAGACUGAGCCCCGGAGACGAAGAAAUAUGCCGCGCAAAGUGCAAGGAGCUGUUAGACGCGGAGGUGAUCCGACCGUCGGAGUCCCCCUACGCGGCAGCGAUUGUGGUGGCAGCUCGAACUGAUCUCGCUGGGACGGUGCUACAGAGGAGGAUGUGCGGGGACUACAGAGACUUGAACCGAGUGACGGUCCCGGACCGCUACACCAUGCCGACGGCAGAGGAAAUAUUCGACCGGUUGGCAAAUGCGAGGCUCAUCAGCACCUUCGAUCUCAGGCAGGGCUUCAAUCAGAUUGCCAUUCGGGAACAAGACAAGAAGAAGACCGCCUUCUAUGGAGCUGAUGGGUUGUACGAGUGGAACACCAUGCCGUUCGGUUUGCGGAACGCCUUGGCGGUGUUCCAACGGACUAUGGAUCAGGGGCUGCGAGACGUGCCCAACGCGGCCUGCUACAUCAACGACGUCAUCGCUUUCAGCAGCAGUGAAGACGAGCACACAUGAGAUAUCAAAGAAACCCUGGAUGGGAUC
Messenger RNA from Closterium sp. NIES-67, 1932 nucleotides. The record is from the annotation of a GenBank genome assembly. NCBI's taxonomy places the organism in Eukaryota, Viridiplantae, Streptophyta, Zygnematophyceae, Desmidiales, Closteriaceae.